This is a messenger RNA of Crotalus tigris (Tiger rattlesnake), 2907 nucleotides long. RefSeq names its product chemokine-like protein TAFA-2. Gene Ontology annotation, molecular function: receptor ligand activity. The record is from RefSeq and is a predicted model, not a curated record. The coding region runs from base 408 to 713 and encodes 101 amino acids. The transcript has 3 exons. Lineage: Eukaryota; Metazoa; Chordata; Lepidosauria; Squamata; Viperidae.
UAUCUGAGAAUAGUAAUUUUGACAGUUGCAGUUUCAACACAUCUGAAAGGCAACAAGGCAAGUUCAUCUGGAUUUUGCUGUCUAAAAGUAUUAUUGUAUGGCUUGUACCACAUAUUACUCAGACAGGUUUGCUAGAGUUUAUGAGCUGGUGUUUUGGAGUCAGCUGAGCCUUAGCUGACCAAUGACAAUUUGUGAAUGGUACCCUUUGAUUUUUUUUUCCAAAUGCAUGAUAUUUGGCUUCUGAAAAAAUGCAUUUUCCCUCAGCUCUUAUUUAAUGCAUUUAGCAAAGUUUUUUUUUAAAAAAACUGUUAAGCUUUUUGCUCUACUUACAACUUGUUCCUUAAUUUCUUUUAUUCCGUAUGUACAAUAUUAUAUGUCUUUUUACUCCUAAAACAUAGAUAUACCAUAUGCUUUCCUUCCUUGCAGUGCACAUAGAACCUGGUACAUGUGAAGUCAUUGCUGCCCACAGGUGCUGCAAUAAGAAUAAGAUUGAAGAGCGCUCCCAAACAGUGAAAUGUUCCUGCUUUCCAGGUCAGGUGGCUGGGACAACACAUGCUGCUCCUUCAUGUGUGGAUGCAUCAAUAGUGCUUCAGAAGUGGUGGUGCCAAAUGCAGCCAUGUGUAGAAGGAGAGGAAUGUAAAGUACUACCAGAUUUGUCUGGAUGGAGUUGCAGUACUGGAAACAAAGUAAAGACAACUAAGGUCACACGAUAGAUCUUGGAAGAUCCAUUGUUAUCAGAUGUCAUCUUCAUUGAUAUGGCCAGCGUUCCAAAAAUGGCACAAUAUGGCUUUUGUUCAGGUGCAAAAUACUUCUCGUAUGCUUUGCAGAGUUGGAAAUAUGAAGAUUUCCUUGGUGCAGGAUAUAAUGCAUUUGAGGUAUAGGAUGGCUAUUUUUUGUGGGCACUUUAUUAAUCUUCCUCAAGUACAUCAGCCUAGAGAAUGGUGCUGCAGUCUGCUUCCUUUUGAAAGAACAGUACCAAGGAUUAAAGAACAGGAUUGGUAUUCCUGUCUCAGCAGAUAUCUUGGAAAUUUUUCCUUGUUUUUGAAAAUAAAAUAUCGCAUCAGCUACUGAUUAAGUAAGUGCAGCCUCAAAGGUAUUUAACAAUCAAUUGUUACCAAUUCUACAAUUCUGGGUCUUGAAUGAGGUUACAACUCCCUUCUGUUCCAUAAUUUCUAUUCCAUAUCAUGGAUAUACCUAUGAGGAGAGAGAGAGACAAACAAACAUUUCUUCCCUUUCUGUUCAGUCAACUAUUCUUCACUGCAUAGAGUCUGUUAAUGGCCCCAAAGGGGCGAAAAAGCUUUCUUUCCUUUUAGCUGUUUUUUGUCUUAAAGCUUGCUAUGUUGAUUGCUAAAAGAAUUGGAAACUUAAAUGGAUGAUUCAACAUAAAAUUAGGGUAUUUACAAAUGAUUUAUAGUCAAUGUUUUAUUGAUUUCAUAGAUAACAGGCUUUGAAAAUUUGGGUCCAAGAAACCAAAUUCUGGUCUUUCAAAAAAGAUCAUGCAGUUGUUUCAAUAUUUAUCAAGACAGCAGACCAGAUUCUUUGCCAAAGUUAUGGGAACAUCUGCAGUAGAGAUAGAAUCCAAAACUUUGAUGAAAGAAAUAUCUUCUGUUUGAUUUCCACAAAAGAUAUUCUCCCUGACCAUUCUUUCACCCUGUUCAGCAAUUAUUUUAAUCAGGCUUAUUAUAAUUUUAAGUCUUUGAUAACUUUAAAGUUGUAAGGAUAAUUUGUUGGAUAAAUUCUAUUAAACGUCUGAGAACAAAGAAAGUAUUGUCUUUCACUUUGCUGUGUUGUGCUUGGUUGAGUUUAAAUUUUAUUUGAAGACUUGAGUUAGUUUAAUUACCCACUUAGUAUUAAAUAAAUACUUGUAACGGACAACUAUAAUGAGUACAAAUCCCUUUUAGGGGCAAAUUAGUGUUUUUAAUAAUCUAUUCUCUAUUAAAACAAUACUAAAAUCCCUAGUUAUUUUACUCCUAUUUGUAUUAGGGGAUGAAGGAACAUUCAUUUACUCCUAUUUGUAUUAGGGGAUGAAGGAACAUCCACUUGUCUUUGGUUUAUUAAGACAAAGUUUUGAAGAUUUUUUUUAAAGCUGCUAGAGGAAAUCAACAAACAUAGAACAGUGUUGUCUCUGACAAAAUUAAUGUCAUAUUUUGAUAAUAGUAAUAGUAAUAGUAGUAAAGUUGGAAGGGACCUUGGAGGUCAUCUAGUCCAACCCCCUGCUCGGGCAGGAAACCCUACACCAUUUCGGACAAAUGGCUGUCCAGUCUCUUCUUAAAAACUUCCAGUGUUGGAGCAUUUACUGCUUCUGGAGGCAAGCUGUUCCACUGAUUAAUUGUUCUCACUGUCAGGAAGUUUCUCCUUAGUUCUAGGUUGCUUCUCUCCUUGAUGAGUUCUGGCUUCCUAGUAGAAAACUAUAUUUAAGGUCCAUGUAAAAUUUCAUAGCAAAUGGAAAAUUAAUAAUACGGAUGUAGACAUGUUCCUUUAACAUAAAUCAUUAUUAAUUUUUCUUAUUAACUAUUGAAAUCCACUUCUACUUUAUAAGCAUCUGUAAAAAUGUUCCAUAUCUGUAUCCUAUUAUGGCUACCUUGAUUCCUGACAUUCUGUUGAUAUAAUAUAGGAAUGAGGCUGCAAGUAUAUAAAUUGCAAAGUAAUAUCCAAAGUCAAUAUCUAAUUCCAACUAAUUUAGAUGGAUUGGAGUAUCCAGGAAGAAUGUAGUGGGCAAGCAGAUGCACCUUCCAAACUUUGCCUUGCCCUGUCCUGUUUUGGAGUGGCCUGGCCUCCAUGCUGUGACUGUAUGAACCCCCCAACUUUGUUAUCUCAACGUUUUUGUAACACACUAUGUUUUACUUGCUUCAGAUGCUAUGUAAAUAACAGACUGUGAAAUAUUAAAGUUCGUUUUAAUCUCUGUAA